Messenger RNA from Oldenlandia corymbosa var. corymbosa, 441 nucleotides. The record is from the annotation of a GenBank genome assembly. NCBI's taxonomy places the organism in Eukaryota, Viridiplantae, Streptophyta, Magnoliopsida, Gentianales, Rubiaceae.
AUGGUUGAAGAGGUAAACAGGAAAGUUGAGGAGAUUGAGAAGUUAAGACUUGCAGGGAAGCAGACUGCUCAAAAGUUGUCCAGAGCUGAGGAGUUGAUCAAACUUCUGAGAAGGGAUCUUGAUUUUGAUGGAAGAAAAGACUUGAAGGACUCAGAGAGGAGGUUUGAAACUAUGGUGAAGGAAGCUGAGAAUGAGAAGAAACGUGAGAGGGAUAAACUGCUGGAGGAAGAAGGGACAACGAUUCACACGUUGGAGGAGAGCAUAUCGGAUAUAGAUGAUGUGGAUGUUAAGAAUCUAAGGGAGGGCAUCCGCUAUGAGUAUGUUAAAGAGGAGGUUGAGAAGAUUUUCCAGAUGCAUAGUAGUGCUGCAGUUGGUAGCUUUGCUAAAGGAGUUUUGUAUGAUGUCGUGCUCGAUUCUGGUUUUGGUGGUGAAAGAACGUGA